Molecule: messenger RNA, 375 nt
Organism: Prunus armeniaca (apricot)
Lineage: Eukaryota; Viridiplantae; Streptophyta; Magnoliopsida; Rosales; Rosaceae
Source: the annotation of a GenBank genome assembly
AUGGUGGACUUUGCAUUGCCUGAGGAUCUGAAGAUGAAAAUAGUACAGUUAGUAGGCUCCAAUGUGAAACCGACGCUGGUUCUUGAUUUGACUUUUUGUGAGCACGAUUUUGGCAAUCGUUUGGUGCUAGUGCUACCCGAGUCUUUGUCUGGCAUGCCAAUCAACCUGAAGAAAAGGCAGUCGCUUGCCGUACGGAUGAUCGGACCCUCGCUUAAUGUGUUUGAUAUGACUCUUAGUAGGAGUGCAGAUGGUGGACAUGUUUUAAAAGAUUGGAACUUAGUGAUGCAAACGGAGGAUUUCGAGGAAGGAGACACUGUGUAUCUAUGGUCCUUCAAAGACCCUGACGACAUUCUUUGGUUUGUUAUGCAUGCAUAG